AUGUCUGUUGCAACACUUCCCACAGAGCUCGUAUGUGACAUCUGCAGCUAUCUGAAGCUGCGCGACUGGAUUGCGUUUCGAUCCACCUGCCUUGCAGUGUACACGAAGUCGCUGGAUGCUUUCGCGGACCGGUAUUGCAAGAGUGUCGGCUUGAUCCUCACCAGUCACAGUCUUCGUCGAUUGGAAGAGCUUGCCGCAAACGAUAACUUCCGAGCACGAUUUCAAGAGUUAUGGGUUGUACCAUCCUUGUUCGGGGGCUUUUAUAAGAUGGAUAUUCAUGCCUUCAAGUCCUGCACCACUUCACAUAGAGACAGGCCGCCUAAGACUGUCGCCCAGAUCAAUGCUCAGUACACUGCAUAUCAGGCCUUAGUGGCAGAUCAUCUCAACAUCGUCAAAUCCGAUACUCUUAACAACGUCCUCAAAGAAUGCGUGGCACGCUUUGAGAACCUCACUGUCAUUAGAAUGCAACUUAAGGACUCUGACUUUUUCCGUAAUUCAAAUCCAAUUGCAAAGGCUGAUGUCCGGUUCCUCGGCUGGCGCGGGUUAGAACGCCAGCUUGGAUUCAAGCCAUUCGGAUUGAACGCCAGAAAACCCAUACACAACCUCUGGAAGAGCAGGGCUAAGGACCAUGCUGUAGCUUUUUCGGCUCUCCUAGAGGCAGCGGUUGCCUCGAACAGGAAACUCAAGAAGUUAGACAUAUGCAACGAUGACCAUUGUGCUCUGCCACCUUCAGAUCUUACACUGAAACUCACUCACAAAUCGCUGUUUUCCUCCUUGGAAGGACUAGAACAUCUGCACCUCUGCAUUUGCGUCUGGGAAGUACAAGCAGAUGAUUCUACACUCCGAUAUCUCAUCGAUAUCCCUAUAAUGGUUGCACCAAGUCUCAAGGUCCUAACAUUCUCACAAUGGGACCGGAACGGUGCAAUGAGCCCUCACUAUUUCAUCGACCUCUCCCAGCGUAUCAACUUUACCCAGCUAGUGGAACUUAAUCUUUAUUGGACUGAAAUCACCUAUGAUACCUUCAAGGCAUUUUUGCGCACCACAAUGCCAACUUUGAGGACUCUUUCCCUGCAGUCCUUGAAUUUGAGGGGUGCAGCCCCAAUGGACACCGACACUAGCCAUAACCUGUCAAAAUGGGACUCUCCAGAGAUAAAUAAGGAGAGCAACGCUGCUUGGCGAAAGAUUUGGGGUUUUCUCGGAGACAGAUUCUCGCUACGGUCUGUUUCCUUGCAACAACUCGGUUAUCGAGGCCACCGUCUGCAUUUGCGCGAUAAUUUGAGCAAGCUGAGUGGAUAUUCCGAGCCGAAUUCGAUAAUUGUUGGCUUCGACGCUGAGCGAGCUGGUGUUUCCUUUAAGGAAUGGGUCACUCAGCUACAGACAGAGCCACCGCAGGAACGGUGGAUACGUUAUGAUAGCUUGCCAGGGAAAGAUUAUACUCCCCAGAUGGUUUAA
Penicillium samsonianum is the source of this 1452-nucleotide messenger RNA. RefSeq lists its product as uncharacterized. The transcript has a single exon. The record is from RefSeq and is a predicted model, not a curated record. Lineage: Eukaryota; Fungi; Ascomycota; Eurotiomycetes; Eurotiales; Aspergillaceae. Bases 1 to 1452 code for a protein of 483 amino acids.